Drosophila takahashii is the source of this 837-nucleotide messenger RNA. The record is from RefSeq and is a predicted model, not a curated record. Lineage: Eukaryota; Metazoa; Arthropoda; Insecta; Diptera; Drosophilidae.
ACGGACCGAACCGGCGAUAUAGUAUAAAUUUCAUACCCACUGACCAGCUCAUCAUCAUUUGUGCUUUGAACUUCUUAAGUGUAAAUUGCUCGAUCGCUUCUGCCUCGAGAAAAUUUCGUGAAACCCCCAAAAUAAAUUAAAAUGAAAUUCUUUAUCCUCUUGGCCUUGGCCCUUGUGGGCAUUGCUGCUGGAGCUCAGCUGCCCGACUCCGCCACCCAGGGACCCAAUCCCCAGGACAUUGCCACUCCCGAACCGGAGUACAUUGACAUCGAUGAGCCUUUGCCGGCGGCUGCUGCUCCUGCUCCUCGUCCUGUGGCCGCUGCCCCUCGUCCCGUCUUCGCUGCUCCCGCUCCUCUGGCUCGUCCUGUUGCCCGUCCCGUUGCCGUGGCCCAGUCCUUCAUCCAGCAGCCCGUCCAGCAGCAGCAGAUCGUCCAGAGGGCCCAGUAUGUGGCGCCAGUGGCUCAACAGCAGGUGGUGCAGGUGCAACAGCCUCAGCAGUUGGUGGGUCACACCUACAGCAGCAGGGCCGGCUACCAGUACCGCCGACCAGUCUAUCAUUAACACAUUGUCACGCACUACCGACUACCCACUAUCAAAAACUAUCCAACUAUCAAAACUAUCGAACUAUUUAAACUACUAUCCUAAAUCCUAGAACGAAACCAUCAAAGAAACGACCAACAAGAACAAGCCAAGAUCAAAAGCAUAAAGAGCGAAGUACAAAGAGACAAAUGAUGUUCUAAAGACAAAGAUCGAAAAACGAAGUAUUCAGUUAUUGUUGUUGAAAAUGCCAAGUAAAGUACGAAUAAAUAAACGUAAAUUAUUUGUAAAAAUGAUAAA